AGGUUCAGUAAGACUAAGAUUGUAGUCGAGGUAGGUUGUGUUGUCCCUCGCCUCGGUAUGUCAUAUGACUAGUGUAUCUACUACUACAACCACCGGACCAUCAUUACCUUGCCUGCCGCCUUUUCCUUUCCUCUCGUAAGCUAGCGUGCCCGGAAAGUGUGUGAAUAGUGCCAGAUUUGCAAGGAGUGUUGCGCGUGGUGGUGAACGGAUUUGACAAUGCGGGCAAGGGAAAGAAACUAGGAAUAGAAGAUAAACGUUGAGCAUGGCAGAAGCAUCAGUGAAGUGAUGUGUGUGUGUGGUCUGAGGAGUGGAGCAACAGCCUCCUCCCUCGGAGCGACAGGUGGUCCGGAAAAAGGGAAUCAUAUGCGAGACAGGAAGGAAAUAAGUUAUUACCAGCGUUAGAUCCACACUGCCUCCACCCACGCCCGCACCUCCGCGCACGCCUACGAUUCUGACACGUGCCCAUAGCGCCCACACCGAGAAGCAAGUGUCAGCAGCUGCUCAGAUUCGCUGGUACUGUGGGUCACAGGAAGAACUCACAGGGACAUGUUUCCUCACAGGCGCAUGUAGUGCUCCUACUCAGACUCUGACUCACUCUCACUCUCACUCUCUCUCUCUCUCUCUCUCUCUCUCUCUCUCUCUCUCUCUCUCUCUCUCUCUCUCUCUCUCUAACACCAUUAUCAUGCCCUGAUUUCCCAAGAGACUUAAGUGUUCACCUUUUUUAACAAGUGACCUCUCUCUCGAUUUUUUUUUUUUUUUUGGUAAUCUGGCGAAGAUUUUGUCUCGUGUUUCAAUAAAAAAUCUAAAUUUGCAUAUUAACUAUGUAUCAAGUGGCUAAAUUAUGUGGUAUGUGUGGUGUUCUAAUCAAAGGUCAGAGGUAAACUGCUGCUUGGUACUGACUACUCUGGAGAGACUAAACAAAUCUACAUAGACCGUCCACGUAUCUGAAAUGACGGUAAAGUUACAUUGGAUUGUUAUCGAGAACUAUAGUACUAUCAUCCCCAGCACAUGAUAACCAGUGUGCAAUACCUCUAAUGCAUUUCCCCAACAAACUAAACGUUUGAAAAUAUUUUGUUUGUUGUGUUGAGGAAAGACCCUAGAGUUGCUUCCCAAUAUUAGCAGUACUUUACCCUCGAUUCUGAACUCUAAGCCGAACCUAGCCUUUGUUAGUCAUCGCAGGGAAAAGUGCGUUGUCCAUACAUGACUAUUAUGGAUGAAAACGUGAGAAUAAAACGGAGUUUUUGGGAUGGAGAGAAAAAGUGAAAAUAUUGUGGUGAUUUACCUGAAGCAUUACUUUACAAGACCCGCCAGUGAUGAAGCGUAAAUAAAAAAGGAUAUGUUCAUAACGAUGUGCACUAGAAGGUACAAUUUUACAUUGAACAAAUCUGAGCAGAAAAUAUAAAUAUUUUUUUAUAACGUUUGACAACUGAUACAGUUUAAAAAAUAUUAAUCUAUGAAAAAAAUUAAUAAAAAAUAUAAACUUAAGAUAAAGAGAAGAAACACUAAGUUAUAUACAAUAUAUAACUUUUAGAAGUACAGUGUGUGGAAGUUUUGAUAAAAAUAAGCCUAAGGGAAACUUUGCCAACAAUUGUUAUUGCAAGUUGUGCAAACAAGAGUGAGGAGCGAGAGGCAGUGGGGCCACCUCGUGCAGGAGUUUUGACCAGUUCGAUGUUGAGACCCGGGCGUGGAGCGGGAGGCUGGUUGUCUAGUUCAGACUGGCUCUGGUUGUUGUUAAGAGGCACCUUCGGCAGCACUGGCCGUAACCACACCUGGGCCUGGAACGUUGGCUUCCUCCUCCUCAUCUCUGCAGCUCAUCAUAAUCUCCCCUCAACAACCACUUCCUUUCUCUUCUUCCCAACCCACGCCACCUUCUUUACCUCCCCGGCGCCCUCGUCCUCUCCUGCUGUGCCCCAUUCCUCUCCUGCUGCGCCCCAGUCCACUCCUGCGCCCCUGCCCAUAGUAGAGGUCAGCUUGCCUGCCAAGGAAGGCAGCAGUGAGAAGAGCGUCACCAUGACGGAUGCACAAGUGUAUAAGGUGUUGCUAGCCUCCGCCAUCCUUAUCUUCUGGUCAGGCUUCUGGGUGGUUCACCUUAUAGGCAUCAUUUACGGGUACCGUCGCCUGCACCAGCGUCGUGCACUGAGCGUGGAGAGCGGAGACCAGGGCGUGUUGGGUGUUAGUGUUCUCAAGCCAUUAGUGGGCACCCCCAUGGACCCCAACCUCAUGACUAACUUGGAGACCUUCUUCACGUUAAACUACCCCAAGUUUGAGCUGCUAUUCUGUGUUCAGGAGGAGGGUGAUCCUAGCAUCAUGAUUGUCCAACAGCUGAUGAAGAAACACCCACAUGUUGAUGCUUCCUGUUUCAUAGGUGGUUUGGAGGUGGGUGUGAACCCCAAAAUCAACAAUAUGCAGCCAGGAUACUUGGCAGCCAAACAUGAGCUGCUGUUGGUGUCUGAUUCGGGUCUACUCAUGAAGGAAGACACACUUACUGACAUGGUUGCUCAUAUGACCCCUGAUGUUGGUAUUGUCCAUCAGAUGCCCUUCACAUGUGACAGAAAGGGCUGGCCAGCUAUACUGGAGAAGGUAUACUUCGGGACUGGGCACGCAAGAAUGUAUCUGUUUCUGGGCCUAUUGGACGCUCUUGGCUUUGGUGUCAAUUGCUGUACCGGCAUGUCCUGUCUGAUGCGAAAAAAAGUGCUGGAUGAAGCUGGAGGAAUUAGUGCUUUUGGCAUAUACUUGGCAGAGGAUUACUUCUUUGCCAAGUACAUCCAGGACCGUGGCUGGGGUAUUCGCAUUGCUUCACAACCUGCCUGGCAAAAUGCUGGCAUCUGCAGAGUCAAGACAUUCCUCUCCAGACUAACAAGAUGGUGUAAAUUACGCAUAGCAAUGGUACCUCACACAAUAUUAUUGGAACCAUUUAGUGAGUGUAUGGUACUAGGGCUGGUGGUAUCAUGGGCUGCCACCGUCUUGCUGCGGGCUGACUACCUCACAUUCUUUCUGUUUCACACACUUACAUGGUCCCUUGCUGAUUGGAUCAUGCUCAACAUUGUGCAGUUUAUUUGUUUACAGAAUGGGCCUCCUCCCUUUAGCAAGUUUGAGUUUGUGAUCAGCUGGUUAUUCCGAGAAGUAAGUGCACUCUUCAUCUUCCUCCACGCUAUGUGGAACCCGGUAAUCAGCUGGCGUACUGGGUCCUUCAAGUUACGUUGGUGGGGUGUGGCAGAACCUGUCAGUAGCAGGGUUACUGUGAUGUAAAUGAGUUUGGCAAAAUUGUAAUGAAUGAAUAGCUGUGUGGUAUGUAGCAGUCAUAUUUCAUAUGACCUCAGAAAUGAACUGUUUUCAGCUUCUCUAUAUGUGAUGUGUAUGGAAGCUUUAACUAAACCAAGAGCAGACCCAAGAUGGGAAACUGUCACGUAUGGUCUCUUACUGUCAUCUCCUUCACUCUUGAGAUGGAUAAAGGAAUCUACAAUAACAUCUGUAUUGUAAGCUUCAACAAAGUUCAUAAUGAAUCUUAGCACAAUACUUUAGAUUGUAUUAGGGAUGCAUAAAAUGUCCCAAGGUGUUGCCUGAUUUUACCAGGUAUGUAUAGUUGCCAUUUCCAGGCACUGGAGGCACAUAUUUCAUGUUGGUCCAUAUUGUGACAAUAGAGCUAAUAUGCUUCACUUUCAUGUGUGCUGAUAUUUGGCAGUGAUGUAAAGUUAAAAUGCAUUUGCCAUAGUGAAAGAAGGUACCAAGGUGAGAUUUAAAAAAAAAACUGGUGCAUUAGGAAAAUUAUCUUCAUCUUGCCAGUAUUAUUAUAGUAGGUUAUGGAUAAAUAAUAACCUUGUGAUCCAUCAAAGUUGAUACACUUGCACCAGCCAAGUGUUAUUUUUCAACAUACUGGUAAGCAUUUUUGUUUUACUGUAUUUCAAGGUGGUACACAGUGGAUGGGCAUUAUAUGAGAGAGUCACCCUCAUCAAGUCUUAAUUUCUUGAAGUUGAGGAAAAUAUUUGACCCUUUGAUAAUAUAGUAGUAGGUUUAUGUUUAGUUUCAAGAGUACACAAUGUGUUAGUUGACUAAAUUUAAGUACAGCACAGUUUAAUAUGAUGGAAAGAGCAUUUGUUGAGCUGUGUAUCAAAUAUGGUAUCUAGAAAAGUACUUCACCUUGGUACACUAAUUGUGAUAAUAGGCAAGUGAUAUUUGUAUAGUACAUGAACUGAGGGAGCUGCUAUACAUAACUUACAAUUGCACUUAUUGGAAGUUAACUUCCUUCACAAAGUAAAAAGCUAAAAGUACUUUUGUUGCAAAAUUUGGGACUUGUAAUCUUUCUUCAAAAUUUAUUAUAUUACAACACAGUAUACAUAUAGUACUUAUCAUAUUCAUAAAAAUGUGUAAAUUCAUAAGGGGCAUUGUUUUCACAAAAAAAUCUGAAACCACAUGGAUCAUACAAUGUACUAUACAGUACAGAGCUGUAUGACCUAUACAGGUUUACCACAUAUUUUUGAAUGAUAUACUGUACAGUAUUUUGCAUCACAGGUUAAAAUUUUAAUAUUGUGCAUAGUUUUCAAAUAAUUUUCGACAAAAAAUACAGUACGUCAUCAGACAUGACAUUUUGAAACCAAAGUAUAAAAUACAAAUAAAGCAGUGUCAAACCAGAUAAAA
Cherax quadricarinatus is the source of this 4635-nucleotide messenger RNA. RefSeq names its product ceramide glucosyltransferase (gene GlcT). Gene Ontology annotation, cellular component: membrane. NCBI's taxonomy places the organism in Eukaryota, Metazoa, Arthropoda, Malacostraca, Decapoda, Parastacidae. The record is from RefSeq and is a predicted model, not a curated record. Gene Ontology annotation, biological process: glucosylceramide biosynthetic process. Gene Ontology annotation, molecular function: ceramide glucosyltransferase activity.